AUGGAUAGAAGGUGUAUUCAUUGGGAAAAUUGGAAAACGGUGUGUUUGCCGGUAGCUAACGGAGGUUUGGGUUUGAUAAGGAUUGAAGACUUUAAUGCGGCCCUUAUUAGCAAGUGGAAAUGGAGAAUAUUAGAGGAGUCCGCGAUUGAGAAGGAUCUCAAGGAGGAAGUUUUUAAUGAUAGGUGCUGUUUUGAGGUGGGAAACGGUUUCUCAAUACCGUUUUGGCAAGCUUCUUGGUUGAAUCAUGGAAAGAUAAAAGACAUGUUUCCUUCUUUGUUUUCAGUUUCAUUAUUACAGGAUGUCUCAAUUGCGGCAACGGGAGGAUGGUCCGGCGGAACUUGGAGGUGGGGAGACCUCGCUAUCGGUCCCGCCCUGCUGCUGAAUGGCAGUGCUGCAGCAGCCUGGCAGCAACUUCCAGCCUCGGCUGUGCAGUCAGAAGAUAGUGUUGUGGCUGCGAUGCUGCAAAUGUCCCAUCAACAUCCAGAACUGUCCGUAUGGCCGAUCAAUCAAUUUGAUGUUGCACUAGUGAAAGUAUGGAAGAUGGGUGUUCCUAUUAAAAUUAAAGUUUUCGGAUGGCGGAUUUUCUCAAAUAUUCUUCCUACUUACGAUCGCCUAGCUUCUAGAGGUAUGCACCCUUCUUCUUUCUCUGUUUGUGUUUUUUGUGAAAAUGUUGAAGAAUCCUCUAUUCAUUCUUUCUUACUAUGUGGUUCCUCUUCUCUUAUUUGGAAAGAAUUGACAAUGUGGAUUGGGUUAGAAGAAUUCAGUUUGAAUGAUUUUAAGGAAAGCUUUUUACAAUGGACAACUUUUUGUAUGUCUAGAAAGGUUAAGAAAGACAAGGAGAGAGUUAUUUGGUUGGCUCUAUGGUUGACUAUUUGGACGGUUAGAAACGGUAUUGUUUUUAGAGGAGACACGUGGAAUAUUUCGGAUAUUGUGUGGGAGAUUAAAUAUUUGGCUUGGAGAUGA
Molecule: messenger RNA, 963 nt
Organism: Vicia villosa (hairy vetch)
Lineage: Eukaryota; Viridiplantae; Streptophyta; Magnoliopsida; Fabales; Fabaceae
Exons: 3
Coding region: 1-963 (320 amino acids)
Source: RefSeq, a predicted model, not a curated record